AUGCUAAGAGAUAAUUUAACACAUCUCGCUGACGUAGAAGACGAUGACGAAAAUGACAAACUGACAGUUAAGAUGUACAGAGAUGUGGAAAAGAUAAGGUUUAAGGAUUUGUUUUACAGAAGAUUAGUCAUGUGUAAGAAACGACAAGAGCUGAUUGUUUGGCUAGUCGAUGAAAUAGAGUCAAUAUUCGGUACUCCAAUGGUUUUGCAAAUGUUAGUGAUGGCCUGGAUCAUCUGUAUGACUAUUUACAAGAUAGCUGCCAUAAAUAUAUUAUCAGUGGAAUGUUUAGCAAUGGUUGUAUAUUUGAACUGUGUUUUGUUCCAAUUAUUUAUCUACUGCUACUUUGGGACGCAACUUAAAUACGAGAGUGAGUACGUGAAUCAAUCGAUCUACGAGUGUGAUUGGCCGGCGGUGUCGCCGCGUCUGCGUCGGCCGCUGCUUAUAAUGAUGGAGCGCUGUUACCGGCCCAUUGCACCCUGUAUUGCUUACGUGGUGCCCAUGUCACUCGAUACUUUUAUAUCUGUGGUGAAAUUCUCAUAUUCAUUGUACACAUUUCUGGAUCGAAAAUAA
This is a messenger RNA of Papilio xuthus (Asian swallowtail), 570 nucleotides long. RefSeq names its product odorant receptor 2a-like. Lineage: Eukaryota; Metazoa; Arthropoda; Insecta; Lepidoptera; Papilionidae. Gene Ontology annotation, cellular component: plasma membrane. Gene Ontology annotation, biological process: detection of chemical stimulus involved in sensory perception of smell; sensory perception of smell. The record is from RefSeq and is a predicted model, not a curated record. The coding region runs from base 1 to 570 and encodes 189 amino acids. The transcript has 5 exons. Gene Ontology annotation, molecular function: olfactory receptor activity; odorant binding.